This is a messenger RNA of Talaromyces marneffei, 2754 nucleotides long. RefSeq lists its product as uncharacterized. Gene Ontology annotation, cellular component: microtubule plus-end; kinetochore; spindle pole body. The transcript is spliced from 4 exons. The coding region runs from base 1 to 2754 and encodes 917 amino acids. Gene Ontology annotation, molecular function: microtubule plus end polymerase activity; microtubule plus-end binding. Gene Ontology annotation, biological process: mitotic spindle organization; microtubule polymerization; establishment or maintenance of microtubule cytoskeleton polarity. The record is from RefSeq and is a predicted model, not a curated record. NCBI's taxonomy places the organism in Eukaryota, Fungi, Ascomycota, Eurotiomycetes, Eurotiales, Trichocomaceae.
AUGGCCGACGCCGAAGAGGAUUUCUCCUCUCUCCCUCUACAAGAUCGCUUCACACACAAGGUCUGGAAAGUAAGGAAAGAAGGAUACGAAGAUGCCGCCAAACAAUUCGAGAAAACACCAGAUGAAUCAGACCCCGUAUUCACACCGUUUUUACAAGACCCGUCUUUAUGGAAAGGCGCCGUUGCCGAUUCGAAUGUUGCCGCCCAACAGGAGGGUCUAGCGGCGUAUUGUGCGUUUUUGAAAUAUGGAGGUAUUCAGGCUUGUGCAAGAACACGAGGAGUGACGGUCUCCGCUAUCGCUGAAAAGGGUCUUCCCUCAGCGCGUCCUGCCGCCAAAGCAAACGCCCUUGAAGCGCUACUCCUUCUUAUAGAGCUCGACAAAGCAGAUCCCAUCAUAGAUGACUUGAUUCCUAUCUUAUCUGCAAAACAACCGAAGUCCAUUGCUGCGGGACUGGCUGCGAUUACGGCUAUAUACCACAAUUAUGGAUGCAAGAUUGUCGACCCCAAACCAGUUCUUAAGAUAUUACCCAAGGUAUUUGGUCAUGCCGACAAGAACGUUCGUGCGGAAGCGCAGAAUCUCACCGUGGAGCUGUACCGAUGGCUCAAGGAAGCGAUGAAGCCGGUUUUCUGGGCCGAAUUGAAACCAGUGCAACAACAGGAUUUGGAUAAAUUAUUCGAGAAAGUUAAAGAAGAGGCCCCGCCAAAGCAGGAGCGAUUAACAAGAGCGCAGCAGGAUGCGAUAGCUUCUGCCCCUGCAGCCGGUGAGGAGGAUGCAGGUGGAGAAGCUGGGGACGACUAUGGCGAGGAUGAAGGCGAAAUGGACCCCCUUGACCUCGCAGAACCAGUUGAUGUCAUGCCAAAAGUACCGAAGAAUCUACACGAACAAUUGGGCUCGACAAAAUGGAAGGACAGGAAAGAAUCUUUAGACGAACUUUACAAGGCGCUCAACGUUCCUCGAAUCCAGGAAGGGCCAUUUGAUGAAAUUGUCAGGGCGCUUGCAAAGUGCAUGAAAGACGCAAACAUUGCAGUAGUCACAGUUGCAGCCAGCUGUGUGGACUUGCUUGCCAAGGGUCUGCGAUCCGCAUUUGCUAAAUAUCGUUCAAUAAUCAUGGCACCAAUCAUGGAGCGCCUGAAAGAGAAGAAGCAAUCUGUUGCUGAUGCGCUCGGCCAGGCGUUGGAUGCGGUGUUUGGUUCUACUGGUCUUUCGGACUGCCUGGAGGAUAUCUUUGAGUUUUUGAAGCACAAGAACCCUCAAGUCAAACAAGAGACCGUCAAAUUCCUAACUAGAUGUCUCCGAACGACCCGUGAAGUGCCUCAGAAGCCUGAAGUCAAGUCAAUAGCCGAAGCCGCCAUCAAACUACUUACCGAAUCGAGCGAAGUUGUACGAUCUGGCGCCGCUGAAAUUCUGGGAACUCUAAUGAAGAUUAUGGGUGAACGAGCUAUGAAUCCUUAUCUUGACGGUUUGGAUGAGAUCCGAAAAACCAAGAUCAAGGAAUACUUUGAAACAGCUGAAGUCAAGGCCAAGGACCGUCCUAAGCCUAUAAUGGCACCCCCUAAACCCGCUGCCCCAGCUGCGAAGAAAGCCGCGCCAGGCGCAAAGAAACCUGCUCUCGGUUUGAAAAAGGCCGCUCCUGCUGUCGCACCGCCGGCCCCAGUUGAAGAGGCAUCCCCACCCCCUAAACCCAAGACUGUUGGUAGGCCAGGACUUGCACGCCCAGGCGGUGCUCCCAAGUCGGGACUAGCUACUCCUGGCGGUGGGCUAAAGAUGCAACGACGUAUUCCCGGUGCUGGUGGAGCUGCAGCUGGAUCCCCUCAGCGACGUGUAUCCUCACCACCGCUAGAAGAACCAGCACCCGCAGCACCCGCACAGCCCAAGUUCGGCUUGGGACGAGGACUCACUGGACGACCCAUCAGCAAGACUGCGGCGCCUGCAGAGGUAGCACCCGCUGCAGCACCUGUCAUAUCUGGCCUCGCGGCUGUUGAGCGUGCUGAACUAGACGAGCUCCGCCUCGAGAAAGAGCGCCUCUGGAAACUCAAUGAAGAUCUUAGAACCGAAAAGAUGAGACUUUCCUCUCAAGUGACUGAGCUUCAAAAUCAAAAUGCUCAACUUAUUGAGGACCACACUCGGGAUGUAUUGAGCAUCAAGGCUAAAGAAACACAGCUGGUUCGUGCUCGCAGUGAUGCAGAGACCGCAGAACAAACGGUCCAAAAACAACAACGCGAAAUCGAACGACUCAAGCGUGAAUUAGCUCGAGCAGUUCGUGCAUCAACAAUGAGCCCACCAGUGUUAUCAGAUGGACUCAACACUGGUGUCUCAGACAACGGCCCAUUAUCACCUGAAAUAGGUACUUAUAGCAGCAACGGCUCUCGUGCAGGUCACUAUAUGAGCUCGCGGUUGGACACCAGCCGACCCCGAAGCUACGUUUCUAGUCCAAGCGAAGACAAAGAAAACAACGGUUUCGGUUCGCCAACAACCGAAACAAACAUUGACCCACCAUUUGGACGAAGAAAGUUUAGUCCACCCGUGGGACAGAAUAUUUCGAGCAGAGGCAGCCCGGUUCGAACGACAGCUCGCUACGCAUCUGCCGGUAGUACUCACAGUGUCGAUGACCAACCAUCCAUAACGAGUCGAUCAGCUGAGCCAGCAGAGAAUUGGAAGCGAGCGGCGGAAGUGACCAGUCAAUUGAAAGCUAGGAUUGAGCAGAUGAAGGCUCGACAAGGUCUCACUCGCCCUCCAUCAUCAACUCAUUCAUAA